AUGGCAGGGGAUGUUGCUCAGUUUCUCCAGAAAAAGUUCCUGGCAUCUCUUAGGGACACAGAGUCCGAAUUAUCAGGUGCUGUUCUCAUUUCUUACUUGCGAGCAAUAAAAGAUAUUGUAAUAGAUAUAGAUACGCGAAGACUUAGAGAAGAUUACUGCCGUCUCUUUAUCCAGGUGCUCCUGGACCUCACCGACGCAUUCACCAAGUGCCAGGUCUUCUCACAUGAGUGGAAGAAGCAUAGUCAUCACAAGACUCAUUUAAUCUUCAGCCAUUUGAGUUUGACGAAGAUGUAUUUCGCGCGGAAGAUGAAGAAGCGGCUGGCUGCAAUAAAAGGCAUCUUCGAGGAUGAGUUUAUGAAAAAGGAAGAAAUAAUUUAUGACUUGAGGGAAUCAUCAAGUCGUCCUGAUCCUGAAGAGAAUUUAAUACAUCACCGUCAAAGAUUUGAGGCUGAAGUUGUGGGAUUUGAUGAGGAAUUACGGAAGAUUGGGAACUUUCUUUUAAAAUCAUUGCCGUCGUCAGGUGCUGGAUUUGCGGCAGUUGGGAUAGUGGGUAUGGCAGGCGCAGGUAAGACCACUCUGGUGCGCGAGUUUUUGAGUUGGUGGAUAGUGCAAGGUGAAUUUUCUCCUAUAAUUUGGUUAUGCUUGUCGAAUAUAAUCAAAGAAAAUAAACAAGCAGAAGAAGAAAUUGAGGUCAGCAUUGUGAAACGUAUGCUUAGUAAGUUGGACCAUGAUGCCGUUGUCGAUGGAGAUGGCAUCAUCCAGGAGGAGGAGAAGACAGUAAGUAGUAAUAAUAAGUCUGGUCAUCUCCUUGCUGCUCUCUUGGAAAGGCUCAACCAACAUUUAUCAGAUAAAAGGUAUUUGAUUGUGUUGGAUGAUGUGUGGCACAUGAACGACUUCUACUCGGAUUUAGGACAUAGGCAACAACUACUUCAGGAUCAGGAAGGUGAUAAGAAAGUUGGGAAUCGCUUGUCUCACGGAUUGCCUAAGGGUAGUGGUGGUGCGGUCAUCGUCACUACGUUUGGACCGACAAAGCUGCUGGGAUAUAUUUAA
This is a messenger RNA of Prunus mume (Japanese apricot), 1050 nucleotides long. Lineage: Eukaryota; Viridiplantae; Streptophyta; Magnoliopsida; Rosales; Rosaceae. The record is from RefSeq and is a predicted model, not a curated record.